Molecule: messenger RNA, 1200 nt
Organism: Aspergillus pseudotamarii
Lineage: Eukaryota; Fungi; Ascomycota; Eurotiomycetes; Eurotiales; Aspergillaceae
Product: putative neutral amino acid permease
Exons: 8
Coding region: 1-1200 (399 amino acids)
Biological process (GO): amino acid transmembrane transport
Cellular component (GO): vacuolar membrane
Molecular function (GO): amino acid transmembrane transporter activity
Source: RefSeq, a predicted model, not a curated record
AUGGCACAUAGCUCGAUCGAUCAAGUGGAAGAUCCUCCCACCUAUAGUCACGAGAAGAAAAAUAAAAAUGGGGAAACGCCUCCGAUGUAUGACGAUCCAUUUGGGGAUGAAGAGUUCGCAGAGGUGAAAUAUCGUACCUUGCGCUGGUGGCAAUUCAUGAUCGCCGAGACUAUUUCGCUGGGCAUUUUAUCACUCCCUUCGGCCAUGGCGGCGCUCGGCCUUGUUCCGGCUGUGAUACUCAUCAUAGGCCUCGGCUUGGUAGCUACGUACACAGGAUACGUUCUCGGCCAGUUCAAGCUGCGAUAUCCCCACGUGCAUAGUAUGGCGGAUGCUGGUGAAAUCUUGUUGGGCCGAUUUGGUCGCGAAUUGCUGGGCACUGCCCAGUUGGUCUUUUUGAUCUUUAUCAUGGGUAGUCAUAUCCUAACUUUCACUGUCAUGAUGAAUACUUUAACCAAGCAUGGUACUUGCUCCAUUGUGUUCGGGGUGGUCGGCUUAAUCCUGUCUUUCGUCUGCACUUUGCCUCGGACGCUGAAGAAGGUAUCCUGGCUAUCGAUUUCCUCGUUCAUCAGUAUUAUAGCGGCCGUUCUGAUCACCAUGAUCGCUAUUGGAAUCCAGCGACCAGGCGACGGACAUAUCGAUGUGACCGUCGAUACCAGUUUAUACAAGGGCUUUUUGGCCGUGACAAACAUCGUCUUCGCUUAUGCUGGCCACGUCGCUUUCUUUGGUUUUAUCUCUGAGAUGGAAACACCGACAGAUUAUCCCAAAACCCUGUACCUGCUCCAGGCAACUGAUACAACCAUGUAUACCGUCACGGCUUUAGUCAUCUAUCGAUAUGGCGGCAAAGACGUGUCAUCCCCCGCGCUGGGAUCGACUAGUCCAUUGGUCUCGAAGAUCGCCUACGGAAUCGCCAUUCCGACGAUCAUCAUUGCCGGCGUGAUCAACGGCCAUGUGGCGUGCAAGUAUAUAUACGUCCGUCUCUUCCGCAAUACAGAUCGCAUGCACAAGCGGAAUCUGGUGUCUAUAGGGUCAUGGAUUCUGAUCGGGUUGGUGCUGUGGACGCUCGCAUGGAUCAUUGCCGAGGCGAUCCCAGUAUUCAACAACCUGCUGAGUUUGAUAUGCGGACUAGGAUUGUACGUAUCGGGCAAAGCCAUCCACGACGAUCCAAGCAACGCGAGUUUCUCCUGCGCUAACAAUGCCUGA